This is a messenger RNA of Helobdella robusta, 156 nucleotides long. RefSeq lists its product as hypothetical. The transcript has a single exon. The annotation marks the transcript as partial. Lineage: Eukaryota; Metazoa; Annelida; Clitellata; Rhynchobdellida; Glossiphoniidae. Gene Ontology annotation, molecular function: DNA binding. The record is from RefSeq and is a predicted model, not a curated record.
AAAAGACGUGUGUAUCUUACAAAAGAAAGAACAGAAAAGCUAGAAGAAUUUUACCAGAGCCACAUAGCAUUUUCAUAUCCUGACCAAGAAACGAAAGAAUUACUAGCCAGUGAGUGUGGGAUCACUUAUUUACAAGUUACGAAAUGGUUACGAAAU